AUGAAUUCUCACGAGAAACUUGAAGAAGGGUAUUCUACCCAAAGACCACCAAUGCUCAAUGGCAAGUUUUAUUCAUACUGGAAGAAUAGAAUGGAGAUAUUCAUCAAAGCUGAAAAUUACCAAGUAUGGAGAGUCAUUGAAAGUGGUGACUUCGAUGUAACAAAAACCAAUGCAAACAAAGAGGUAAUCCCUAAAUCAAUAGCUGAAUUUGAUAAAGAAGAUUACGAAAAGUAUGAGUUAAAUGCUCAAGCAGUAAAAAUAUUGCAUUGUGGACUAGGACCUCAUGAGCACAAUAGAAUCAUGGGUUGUAAGUCUGCAAAACAGAUUUGGGAUUUGCUGCAAGUAACACAUGAAGGUACGAAUGAAGUUAAACGUUCCAAAAUUGACUUACUAAUGUCAAAAUAUGAAAGAUUUGAAAUGCUACACAAAGAAUCCAUUCAGGAUAUGUUCACUAGAUUUACUAACAUUAUCAGUGAGUUAGAAUCGUUAGGCAGGUCCAUACCCAUUGAUGAACAGGUAAGGAAAGUCCUUAGAAUUCUUCCUCAAGAUGAGAGGUGGAGAUCCAAGGUCACUGCCCUGCAGGAAUCCAAGGACUUCACCAAGUUCAACCUUGAACAGCUCAAUGGUUCCUUGCUUACUCAUGAACUCCACCUUGGAGCCAACUCUGAAAGUUCCAAGAACAAGACCCUUGCUCUAAAGGCUUAUGAAUCAAGCGACUCUGAAAACGACGAUAUGGAAACUGCCAUGCUUGUACAGAGGUUCAGGAGAAUGCUAGGAAAAAGAGGAGAAAAGAACAGACGAGGACACCCAAGUUCCAAAGAAUUCAAAUGCUACAGAUGCGGUUCCAAAGAACAUCUUCUCAGAGACUACACAAGUCCUAAGGAGGACGAGAAAGCUAACUAUAAAGGCAAGGAACAGAACAAGUAUUACAAAUCAUCAUUCUCCAAGGAAGAUGUAAGAAAAGCCAUGAUGGCUGCAUGGGGAAACUCUGAUUCAGAAGAUGAAGAAGGUGAAUCCGUAGAAGAAACAGCCAAUUUAUGUUUGAUGGCCAAAACUGAUGAUGAAGCUCGUUUGAAGGAACUUGAAUCUGAGGUAUGGUAUGACUAUAGACAACUCAAACAUUUAAAUAAAGGAAAUCUUAUGGACAUUAUUCUGGAACUUCAAGAUGAUUGUAAAGAACUAAACAGGUCGAAGUUCCAAAUUGAUAAAGCUUUAAAAAUUCACAAAGAACAUAGCGAAUGGGUAGAUAAUAUGAAAAUUGACAUACAAACUAGAUUCUUUGACUUAUAUGGUAAAAAUGUCUUUCUAAAAGAACAAGUUGAAAAACUGAAACAUGAUAAUAUUCUGUUGAAUGUAGAAUUAGCUCAACUGAAACUUGGAAUUGACUCCCCUAACUCUGAAGUUCCUAUUGCAAGCCAACUUCCAAAUUUUGAGAAAUUAAAAUCUGAUUUGGAAGAAGUUAAAAUAAAAAAUCAAACCUUGGUGGAGGAACUUGCUAGGGCAAGGAAAGGCAAAGAAGUGAUUAAUAAUGGAAUUCCAUCCUGGAUAGCUAAUACUCAUAACAAGAAUAAAGAAGGACUAGGUUAUAAGAAGAAGUCUAGGAGAAACAAGAAAUAUGUGGAUCUACCUAGUCAAAAGCUAUGUUACUAUUGUGGUAGUACAGGGCAUCUUAAAGCUGCAUGUCCUAAAAGAAAUAAAAAUACUCUUAAGAAUACUGAGCAUGUUGAACAGGUUCCAGUGAGGGGGAACAACACUUUGUACCUCAACAGUGGUUGUUUUAAGCACAUGACUGGAGACAAAUCUAAAUUUCUCUCACUGGUAACUCAUAACAACAUCAUUCUUGAAGGAACCAGAAAAGGGAACAUAUAUAUUGUGGAUCUCAAUGAAGUUCCAAGUAGUAGUUUGACUUGUCUUAGUGUCAUUGAGAAUGAUCCCUUAUUAUGGCACAAACGAUUUGGCCAUGCUAGUUUAUCUCUGCUUGAUAAACUUAGAUCAAAAGAACUUGUGGAAGGACUUCCAUCCAUCAAGUUCCUAAAAGAUAAAGUAUGCAGUGCAUGUGUAAGAGGUAAGCAGACACGAAUAUCUUUCAAAUCUAAGAAUAUGGUAAGCACCACAAAACCAUUGGAACUUAUCCAUAUGGAUUUGCGUGGUCCUAUGAGGAUACAAAGCAGGAGUGGAAAAAGCAAGGAUGAUACGUUAGAUCACUUUGUUUCCUUUGUGAAGAAAGAACAGAGAAGAACAUGUCAUAAAUUGAUUCACCUAAGGUCAGAUCAUGGAACUGAGUUCGAAAACUCAAAAUUUGAUGAGUUUUGUGAUGAACAUGGGAUGAACCACAACUUCUCUGCUCCCAGGACUCCACAACAAAAUGGAGUAGUUGAACGGAAAAACAGAAGCUUGGAAGACAUGGCAAGAACUAUGCUGAUUUCCAGUGGACUGCCUAGGAACUUCUGGGCAGAAGUAGUGAACACAGCAUGUUACAUAUUGAAUAGAGUUUCUAUUAGGGCAAUAACCAACAAAACACCGUAUGAACUAAUUAAAGGAAGAAAACCAAAUAUUUCUUAUCUUAGAUCUUUUGGCUGCAGGUGCUUUGUACACAAUAAUGGAAAGAGAAACUUGGGAAAGUUUGAUGAAAGAAGUGAUGAGGCUGUAUUCUUAGGAUAUGCCUCAAAUAGUAGAGCUUACAGAGUUUAUAAUAAAAAAACAAUGUGUGUUGAAGAGUCUGUACAUAUAAUUUUUGAUGAAACUGAUUUUGUGAUUGAUGUACAAGAUGAUGAUGAUUUCGAGAUAGGGUUAGUAAGAAGACAUGACCUGAUGAGGAAUCAACAAUAUCCAUGA
This is a messenger RNA of Chenopodium quinoa (quinoa), 2835 nucleotides long. RefSeq lists its product as uncharacterized. The coding region runs from base 1 to 2835 and encodes 944 amino acids. Gene Ontology annotation, biological process: DNA integration. The transcript is spliced from 4 exons. NCBI's taxonomy places the organism in Eukaryota, Viridiplantae, Streptophyta, Magnoliopsida, Caryophyllales, Amaranthaceae. Gene Ontology annotation, molecular function: nucleic acid binding; zinc ion binding. The record is from RefSeq and is a predicted model, not a curated record.